UUCGCUUCUUUCCUUUUCCACUACUUAUGCUUUUUAAGCUUUUUUCACAUUUCUCUAAUGGCUUCUCUCGCGCCUAAAUUUUUUCCCUCCUUCUGAGACCCUACCCAUUUCCCACGCCACUGCCCCUGCCCCUCCAUGUUGCUCCUCCCCGACCCCGCCGCUCCCCCCGGCGGUUCUGUCGUCGUCGUCGGGGUCAAAAUGGAUUCCCACAGUCGGGAAUUGCUCACUUGGGCGCUUGUUAAAGUCGCUCAGCCUGGGGAUUCUGUCAUUGCUCUUCAUGUCCUUGAUUCUGCUGCUGUUCCUGAAGGGAAAUCUACUUUGCUUUCUCUUGUAAAGUCGUUUGACUCUGUGCUGUCCGCUUAUGAAGGAUUCUGCAACCUGAAACAGGUUGAAUUGAAGCUCAAGGUCUGCCGAGGCUCGCCGGUUAGGAAAGUCAUUAGACGGGAAGUGAAUUCUUACGAGGAGGCUUCUCUAAUUCUUGGUACUUCUAAAACGCACCAUAGAAUCCGUUCUUCGGCCUCGGUUGCUAAGUACUGCGCUAGAAAAUUGUCGAGCAGAUUCACUGUUUUAGCUGUUAAUAAUGGCAAAGUUAUUUUCCAGAGAUUGGCGACUUUCCCAAAUAAAGGCCAGUCUCCAGACAAGGAUGGGGACAAGAAUUUUGCUGCCAUUGUAGAAGUAACUAAUGAAACAACAGCUGUUGGGUUGGCUUCAAAUUUUAUCGAUAGUCAUCGUUGCUUACAGAAAUCUGACUCUGGUUGUAAUGAUAAAACAGAGAGGGACUGUGUUGAGGGUGCUCCAUCUUCGCUUGAACGGAACGAUUCGGGAAUUGAUUUGGUGGAUGAGUUACCUGAGGACAAUGAUGUGGGGAAUUCAUUGGCUUUGGUACCGUUUCAUAAGCCUCGGGAAAAUUUGAAGUCAAAUUCCAUUGUGUGUCGAGAAUCGUCCCAUUGGAAAUCAAGUUGGCCGCUUCUAAGACGGAUAUUUUUGUCCAAGCACCAGGCAGAGAAAUCUUCAAAGAAGUUUUCUGUCUUCCAAGGUGUAUUGCACAUACCUAACUUCCAGUCAUCCUCCGCUUUGGUUUAUCCAGAUCAGAAACCGAACUGUUCUGACCAGGAUCAGGGUUUCACCAUUGACGGAGAGUGUGGUGCAAUUGUGCCAUAUGGGUCCAGCCACAUCUUGGAAAGCCUUCCCAAAGAGGUAUUGGAUUUGAAGGAUAAAUACUCAUCCACCUGCAGAGUGUUUACUUAUGAGGAACUUUCGUUUGCAACGUCUAAUUUUAUGUCUGAGCAUUUGGUUGGUAGAGGAGGUAGUAGCUAUGUUUACCGAGGACUUCUUCCUGAUGGCAAGGAAAUUGCUGUCAAAAUUUUGAAGCCAUCUGAGAAUGUGCUAAAGGAGUUUGUACAGGAAGUUGGGAUCAUUGCAACUUCAAGUCAUAAGAAUAUUAUAUCUUUAAUAGGUUUUUGUUUGGAGGACAACAAUUUGCUGUUGGUCUAUGAUUUUCUUUCAAGAGGAAGUAUGGAAGAAAAUCUUCAUGGUUGUAAGAAAGAUAUGAAUUCAUUUGGUUGGCAAGAGAGAUUUAAGGUUGCAGUUGGCAUUGCUGAGGCACUAGACUAUCUGCACAAUUGCAGGGAGGAACCUGUGGUACACCGGGAUGUGAAGUCCUCUAACAUUUUGCUUUCAGAGAAUUUUGAACCACAGCUUUCCGAUUUUGGGCUUGCUAGUUGGGCAUCAUCGUGCUUUCAAGUCACCUGUACUGAUGUAGCUGGAACGUUUGGUUACUUGGCACCUGAGUAUUUCAUGCAUGGCAAAGUGAGUGACAAAAUCGAUGUUUAUGCUUUUGGUGUUGUACUCCUUGAACUACUUUCUGGCAGAAAACCAAUCAGCAACAAUUGUCCCAAGGGGCAGGAAAGCCUUGUUAUGUGGGCAAAGCCAAUUUUGACAGAAGGCAAAGUUUCACAAUUACUUGAUCCAAGCCUAGGCAGUGACUACAACCACGAUCAAAUAGGUCGAAUGAUUUUGGCCGCUACCCUUUGUAUUAGACGAGCACCAAGACUCCGCCCUCAAAUCAGCCUGAUACUGAAACUUCUCCAAGGUGACGAGGAAAUAACAACAUGGGCAAGACAACAAAUCGAUGAAUCAGAUGAAAUGGAUGCGAGUGAUGGAGAACCUCUACCUACUAACAUCCAAUCACACCUUAACCUGGCGUUGCUUGGUUUGGAGGAUGACUCACUUUCAGUUGGCAGUGGAAUUCAAAGCAUUUCCAUAGAGGACUACUUGCAGGGCAGAUGCAGCCGCUCUUCAAGCUUUAACUAGAAGUUGCUUACACUAUCAAUCAAAUCAAUAGAAUUUUCAGCCAAAUCUUAGGUAUUAACAUCUUCCACCUUCCUUUUUUCUUUCCUUAUUAAAACUGGGUCUUGGUAGAGAGGUUGUCCAGGGAAAGAGGUUUGCCCCCUCCUAGACUUGGUAGUUAGCUUGAAGGGCUUUUUCUUUUCUCUUUCUUUUUUCUUUUUCGGGAAAUCUUUGUAUUGGUUGAAAUUGAAUAGGUGUUGUUGAUUGAAAAUUAUGGGUUUGAAUUAAAGAGGGGAUGAUGUGAAAGGGCAUCUGUAGAUAUCACGCUACUUAUUACUGAAUUUAAUGUGAAGUUCUCAGCUGAUGUACUAUGAAAAGUUGCAAAAAUUCUGCUUUA
Molecule: messenger RNA, 2686 nt
Organism: Cucumis sativus (cucumber)
Lineage: Eukaryota; Viridiplantae; Streptophyta; Magnoliopsida; Cucurbitales; Cucurbitaceae
Product: probable receptor-like serine/threonine-protein kinase At5g57670
Exons: 10
Coding region: 136-2313 (725 amino acids)
Biological process (GO): protein phosphorylation
Molecular function (GO): protein kinase activity; ATP binding
Source: RefSeq, a predicted model, not a curated record